Messenger RNA from Polyodon spathula (Mississippi paddlefish), 2345 nucleotides. RefSeq names its product leukotriene A-4 hydrolase-like. The record is from RefSeq and is a predicted model, not a curated record. Gene Ontology annotation, molecular function: epoxide hydrolase activity; leukotriene-A4 hydrolase activity; aminopeptidase activity. Bases 71 to 1924 code for a protein of 617 amino acids. Gene Ontology annotation, cellular component: nucleus; cytosol. Gene Ontology annotation, biological process: peptide catabolic process; leukotriene biosynthetic process; proteolysis. Lineage: Eukaryota; Metazoa; Chordata; Actinopteri; Acipenseriformes; Polyodontidae. The transcript has 19 exons.
GCCCUGUCCGCGUGGAUGUAUGGUAUAAGGCUGCAGCUGUGCUUUUUUGAGAACCUAAUUGAACUGAAUCAUGGCUGCAGAGACAGAUCCUAGCUCCUUGGCUUCUUUCUCCAAGUGCAUCACCAAACACUUGAAUCUGCGCUUUCAUGUAGAUUUCGACAGUCAUGCUAUUAAAGGGAACGUCGCUCUAACUAUAGAGGCACUGGAAGACAAAUUGUCUAGCCUGAUUUUGGACACAAAGGACCUGAAAAUAAACAAAGUUACAGCCAAUGGACAGGAUGCCAAGUUUACUUUGGGAACGGCACACAGCUUCAGAGGCUCCCCCCUGGAGAUCACCCUUCCGUUCGAGUUGUCCAGGGGUCAGCACGUGAUCAUUGAAGUGUCUUAUGAGACCUCACCACAAGCCUCCGCACUGCAGUGGCUCACCCCUGAGCAGACAGCAGGGAAAAAGCACCCCUAUCUCUUCAGUCAGUGCCAGGCUACCCAUUGCCGGACCAUGGUCCCAUGUCAGGACACCCCAUCUGUGAAGCAUACAUACUAUGCUCAGGUCUCUGUGCCAAAGGAGUUGGUGGCUGUUAUGAGUGCUGUCAGGGAUGGCCAGGAGGCCGACCCCAAGGACAGCAGCAGGACCAUCUACCGAUUCAGGCAAGCUGUGGCAAUGCCGUCUUACUUGAUUGCUAUUGUAGUUGGUGCGUUAGAGAGCAGAGAGAUUGGACCUAGAACUAGGGUGUGGUCGGAGAAGGAGCUGGUGGAUCUGGCAGCCUAUGAGUUUGCUGAGACUGAAACAAUGCUGAAGACUGCUGAGCAGCUGGCCGGGCCCUACGUGUGGGGACAGUAUGACCUGCUAGUACUUCCACCUUCCUUCCCUUUUGGUGGUAUGGAGAAUCCAUGUCUCAGCUUUGUAACACCAACCCUGCUGGCUGGAGACCGAUCCUUAUCCAACGUAAUUGCACAUGAAAUCUCCCACAGCUGGACGGGCAACCUGGUGACCAACAAAACAUGGGAGCACUUCUGGUUAAACGAAGGCCAUACAGUCUACCUGGAGCGUAUGAUUGUGGGCCGUAUGUUCAAUGAACAGUUCAGGCAGUUCAAAGCUAUGGGAGGCUGGAAGGAGCUGCAGGAUUCAAUUAACACGUUUGGAGCGAAGAGCCCCCUGACCAACCUUGUUCCUGAUCUGAGUGAAGUGAAUACAGAUGAAGCCUUCUCCUCAGUGCCGUACGAAAAGGGGUUCGCUCUGCUUUACCAUCUCGAGGAGCUGCUUGGGGGGCCAGAGGUGUUUAUGGGUUUCGUCAAGUCCUACAUUCAAAUGUUUGCCUAUAGCAGUGUCACUACAGAUGACUGGAAAAACUACUUGUAUACAUAUUUCAAGGAUAAGGUUGACAUUCUCAAUAAAGUAGACUGGAAUGGUUGGAUGCAUACCCCAGGCAUGCCUCCAGUAAAACCACAAUAUGACACAACAUUAGCAGAUGCCUGCAUUGCCUUGUGCAAGAGAUGGAUCAAGGCAAGCGAAGCUGACUUGAGCUCUUUCAGUGCCGCUGAUCUGCAGAAGCUGUCUUCCCAUCAAGUGAUUGAGUUCCUUGCCCUGUUACUGCAUGAGGACCCAAUUCCUCUGUCGCAUGUCAAGAGGAUGCAAGAGGUGUACAACUUAAAUGCUGUCAAAAAUUCUGAAAUACGAUUCAGGUGGCUGCGUGUUUGUGUCCUUGCUAAAUGGGAGGAGGCAGUCCCUCUGGCCAUGCAGAUGGCUACUGAGCAAGGAAGAAUGAAGUUUACUCGCCCGCUUUUCAGAGAGCUGUACAAAUUUGACAAGUACCGUGAGCAGGCUGUCAGUACCUUUCUGAAGUGUAGGUCUAGUAUGCACCCAGUCACAGCCAUGCUUGUGGCCAAGGACCUGAAGAUUGACCACGGGAAAACCACUGCUUUCUAAUGAUUGGCUUAGACGUGCAGCAUUGGCUUCCUCACUCUUGGCAGCAGCGCUUGUAUUAGUGUAAGCUAAGGGGAAGUGACUUUGACCAGCAAAAAAUUCAUGCUGAAUUGAUCAAGGUUUUUCUAGCUUUGGUUCACCAGUCUUUGCAAGACUGUCUGAUGCAGAAGAUACAGAUUUGGCAACAACAACAGCAAGCUUUUAAUCACAAAAGAAUGCGAAGGAGUGGGUGUCAAGCCCCUGAUCCUUUUAUAGAACUGAUUUAAAAAAAUAAAUAAAUCAAGUUAAAUGAUGUCCCAACCCAAGUGAUCAUAUCGCAGCUAUUACAAUGGUGUUGACUGCUUUCCAGUGUGGAUGAUCAGCUGAAGUGUUCCACUAACUGAAUGCUUGUUAAACACAUGAAAUAAAAAUGCUUUUGACUCUU